Prorocentrum cordatum is the source of this 2064-nucleotide messenger RNA. Lineage: Eukaryota; Dinophyceae; Prorocentrales; Prorocentraceae. The record is from the annotation of a GenBank genome assembly.
AGCCGAUGCCAAACACUUCAACGCAAAAUCGUGUCACACUUCUUCGCAGCAGCCGUCUGAAACCGCCUGAUCAUGUGGCCCGCAGCAGUUCUGGUUGAAGCGCGGACUCCUGCGCUUCGUCACUCCGCCGGAAUGGCGAGGUGUAGGGCCAAUUGGUCCGAGCCCGACGCCGCAGCUGCACUCGCAUGUCUCAUCUUGGACGAGGAGAAGGGGAACCCGCAUCGGCAGCAUCCUCUGCCGCGACCGCUGUACAGUGAUUCGAUUGCUUCAUUUCUGCACUUCGAUGAUCCGGUUCCCAACCAGCUCUACGUCAUAGGCGGGCGCAACAGGGACCAUGGGCCAUUGGACACGGUCGAGAUGUUUGACACGUGGAAUGGUUGCUGGGUGCAGUGCCCCAGCAUGUCUGCGCGACGUGCCGGGUGUGCGGCAGCUGUGCUGCGGGACCAAAGGAUUCUUUGCAUGGGCGGCUACGACGUCAAUGGAAUCGUUCAAGGCCUUCUGGCCACAUGUGAGGCAUUCGACCCCAUACAGGAGGCCUGGGAUGCGAGCGUCGCAGACAUGGAGCGUGCCCGCUGGGGCCACGGCUGCGCCGCCAUGGACGGCCUCGUGUACGUGGUGGGGGGGUGCUCGCUGCAGCCUGGAGCACCUCCGGAGGAGACCUUCAUGGAGACACUGCGGAGCUGCGAAGUCUACGACCCAGGGGCGAACACCUGGCGACCCACCGCCGACCUCCAGUUCGCCAGGGCAGGCUCGAGGGUGGUGGCGAUUGGCACGAAGUACCUGGCGGCGGUCGGCGGCUGCGACGACGUCUUCGGGCGCGCGCAGACGCUCUCCUCCGUGGAGCUGUUCGACAUCACAGCCUGCAGGUGGACACUGCUGGACGUGCACCUGACGACACCGAGGACCACCGCUGCGGUCGCGUCGGUGGAGGGCAGGGGCAUCCUGGUCAUCGGGGGCGCCCCGUCGCUGUCCACGUCGGAGGUGUGCCGUCUACGCGUCCCCGCCGACACAGGAGAAGUGGGCGGUGAGCAGACCAGCGCCCUGGCGGAGCCAGAAGCCACGGGCGCUCUGCCCGCCCUGCACGUGGGAGACAUUUCAGAGGGCCGUAUGGGUUGCCAGGCGGCGGUCCUUCAGCUACCGGCCCCUGGCGCCAACUACCCCCUUUGCAGCAGGACUUGCGUCGUGGUCGUCGGCGGCGAGAACGGCGAGGAGGAGCUGGAGCAGGCAGACGUGCGGCAGUUCGACAGCGUCCUUGUCUACGAUGCGGAGGAGUGCGUGUGGCUGCCAGGGGAGGUCGUCCCGCCGAUGCUGGCGCCCCGCACAGCCAUGGCCGUAUGCGUCGGGUGCGGCUACGUGAGAGGCUACCCCUCCAGGGGGCGUAAGGACGCCUCCGAGCCCGUUGUGACCUCAAGAGGCGGCAGCUAGCUUGGCGGCGCAGCGCGAGCGGCCAGGCCAUCCUGGCCCCGCGCGCGCGGCGCUUGCGGCGCCUUCUUCGUAGAUGCCAUUGCCCCGGCAAACUUCUCGCUCAGUACAGCAGUCGCCAGGCACUGGCGCUUCUUCUCCGAAACAAAAUCCGCAACAGCACCCAGCGCACAGCACUGCGGGUUUUCGAGGCAUCCGCUUUGCGGGGGCACGGACAGACAAACCACUUGCAUCACACAUCUUCCAUCCACCUAUGCCACUGGACGUUCGCAUUUUUGGAAUGGACCUAGAGGGCCGUUCUUGAUUUAACACAUGGAGUUGAUGUGUCAGACGUUACGAGGAAGACACGGCUCGCCUGGCAUGGCAAACGCCAUUCUUGGCAACCACGUAGUUCGCCGCAAUGUUGAUGAAGAGCUUCAGCAUUGCGAUGCGCGUAGGGCGCGCCACACAUCAGUCAUCUGCCUCCGUAUCAUAUGAAUGUUAUCUGCUCCCUUAUGCCUAAGCUGACUGGUACUACAGACAGUCCUCCACGAUUAUAUUGGGAAACAGGCCUCCACGACUGUAUUCUUGCACGCCCUAUCGCGCAGCUUUUUUGUGGCCUGUCGCAGCUUUUGCCCUGCCAGGGUCCAGAGAAAAGGUGAA